Molecule: messenger RNA, 4174 nt
Organism: Vicia villosa (hairy vetch)
Lineage: Eukaryota; Viridiplantae; Streptophyta; Magnoliopsida; Fabales; Fabaceae
Product: pentatricopeptide repeat-containing protein At5g65560
Exons: 1
Coding region: 246-2912 (888 amino acids)
Molecular function (GO): protein binding
Source: RefSeq, a predicted model, not a curated record
UAACUUGACUCACCCACGUGAUGCAAGAAAGCAUCACUUCAACACUCCCCAAAUGAAAUCAAUGCAGAAGCAUAACCCCGCGGCUAUGGAAAAGCCACGAUUUCAAAACCAAACCUCCUAACUUGUUCCCCUAAAAUUCCUCCGCCAUUGAUUCUUCUCUUCUCUUCUCUCUCAACAAUUCCUCUUCCUAAUGCAUUGAAAUUACUCAUCACAAAACCCCAACACUAAACCCUUUUUUUCAUGGAAUGAGAAAAUCUAAACCCCUUUUAACCCUUCUCCACAACAACCAUAACCAAAACCCCAAUCUUUUCCACCUUCUCCCAAAACCCUUUUCUUCUCUCCCCCAACAACAACAACCCCACCUCGUUUCACAAAUCUUCACCGUCCUCUCCCAACCCCAAUGGCGAAAGAACCCUUCUUUCAACACCUUAAUCCCUUCCCUAACCCCAACCCAUCUCUCUUCCCUCUUCAACCUCGACCUCCACCCUCUCACUGCUCUAAACUUCUUCAAAUGGAUCAACCACCAACACGGCUUCACUCACACUGUUCACUCCUACCAACCCCUCCUCUUCAUUCUACUCCGAAACGGCUUCCUUCGCGCCGCGGAAAAUGUUCGCAACUCCAUGAUUAAAUCAUGUGCUUCCAUUCAAGAUGCAAGGUUUGUUUUGAACCUAUUGCGUUUAAUGAACACGACCCAUCAUGAAAAUCUUGCAUUUAAGCUCUCCGUUACUUCGUAUAAUAGACUUCUUAUGUUGUUGUCGCAGUUUGAUUUGGUUGAUGAGUUGAAUUCUUUGUUUAAGGAUAUGUUGGAGGAUGGGGUUUUGCCUAAUUUGGUUACUUUUAAUACUAUGUUGAAUGUUCAUUGUAAGAUGGGGAAUGUGGUCGUGGGAAAGGUUUAUUUUUGUGGAUUGAUAAAGAGUGGUUUUUGCUGUGAUACGUUUACGUAUACUUCGUUGAUAUUGGGUUAUUGUAAAAAUCAUGAAUUGGAGAAUGCUUAUAAGGUGUUUGAGAUUAUGCCGGAGGAGGGUUGUCGAAGGAAUGAGGUUUCAUAUACUAAUCUUAUUCAUGGUUUUUGUGAAGCUGGGAAGGUUGACGAGGCUCUCGAAUUGUUCUUUCGAAUGAAGGAGGAUGGUUGUUUUCCAACUGUUCGGACUUAUACCGUUCUUGUGGAUGCAUUGUGCGAGUUGGGGAAGGAGGCGGAAGCUCUGAAAUUUUUCGAGGAGAUGGUGGAAAGACGUUGUGUGCCGAAUGUUUAUACUUACACUGUUUUUAUUGAUUAUUUCUGCAAGGUUGGUAAGAUGGAAGAGGGGAUGAGAGUGUUGGAAACGAUGUUGGAGAAAAGGUUGGCUUCUAGUGCUGUCCCAUUUAAUGCCUUGAUUGCUGGGUAUUGUAAACAGGCAAUGAUGGAGGAUGCCGUCGGUGUUUUGGAUUUGAUGAAGUUGAAUAAAGUUUGUCCAAAUGAUCGUACUUAUAAUGAACUAAUUUGUGGGUUUUGUGGAAGAAAAAGCAUGGACAGGGCGAUGGCGUUGGUUAAUAGAAUGUUUGAAAACAAUUUGUCGCCCAACUUUAUCACAUAUAACACCUUAAUCCAUGGGCUGUGUAAUGCAGGUAUGGUCGAUAGUGCUUGGCGGCUGCAUCAUUUGAUGAUUGAAGAUGGCUUCAUUCCUGAUCAGAGGACUUUUUGUUCUUUUAUAGACUGCCUCAGUAAAAUGGGAAAAGUAGUAGAAGCAUGUCAGGUCUUUGAAUCUCUCAAGGAAAAACAUGUCGAAGCAAAUGAAUUCAUAUAUACAGCCUUGAUAGAUGGCUACUGCAAGGCUGAGAAAUUUGAUGAUGCCAAGUUAUUAUUCAAAAAGAUGCUUGCUGAGGGAUGUUUGCCAAACUCUAUCACGUUCAAUGUCUUGUUAGACGGCUUGCGAAAAGAAGGGAAAGUGGAAGAUGCAAUACUGUUUGUGGAUGACAUGGGAAAGUUUAAUCUGAAGCCUACUGUUCAUACAUAUACAAUUCUCAUUGAGGAAAUAUUGAAAGAAAGUGACUUCAACCGUGCUAAUAGAUUUCUUGACCAAAUGAUUUCAUCUGGAUGUCAACCUAAUGUGGUCACAUAUACUGCUUUCAUUAAAGCAUAUUGUAGCCAAGGAAGAUUACAGGAUGCUGAAGAGAUGGUGGUCAAGAUUAAAGAAGAAGGCAUAGUACCAGACUGCACGGUCUAUAAUUUAUUAAUAAAUGCUUAUGGCUGUAUAGGACAACUAGACAAUGCAUUUGGGGUUCUCAAACGCAUGUUCGAUACAGGUUGUGAACCUUCGCUUCAAACACAUUUCAUUCUAAUGAAGCAUCUAGUAGUUGAAAAACAUAAUAUUUCAGUUGAUAAUGCUGAUAUAUGGAAGAUAAUUGACUUUGAAAUCAUAACCACGCUUUUUGAGAGAAUGGUGGAACAUGGCUGUGUGCCUAAUGUUAAUACUUACAACAAGCUUAUUGUAGGACUUUGCAAAGUGGAACAUUUGUCGAUAGCCUUUAGGUUGUUAAACCAUAUGAGAGAAAAUGGAAUAUCUCCAUCUGAAAUUAUUCAUAAUUCUCUUCUAAGUGGUUGCUGCAAGUUGGGCAUGCACGAAGAAGCAUUGAGAUUGCUGGAUUCUAUGAUGGAGUGUAAUCAUUUAGCACAUCUAGAAUCCUAUAAGCUUCUCAUUUGUUGGCUAUUUGAACAGAGUAACAAAGAGAAGGCUGAGGCAAUUUUUCAUAGAUUACUAAACUGUGGGUAUAAUUAUGACGAAGUGGUUUGGAAAGUCCUAAUUGAUGGCCUAGCUAAGAAAGGUUAUGUUGACGAGUGCUCACAAUUGCGGAACAUUAUGGAGAAAAAUGGUUGUCGUUUACAUUCCAAGACGCAAACUAUGUUAACUCAGGAACUGAAUGGAACUUAAUGUGAUGAUUGUAUGAUUGUUUAUUUUUCUGUGGAAUGGAACAUGGAGACGGAAUUCCUCCCAUUAAUAUUUCAUUUUUGAUGAGUCAGGCUAAGGUUGUUGUACAGAGGAGUACCUGAAACUCCAUAAUACAUUCUGAACAUACUUACAAUAUUUCAGCAAAUGAGCUGCGCGAGCAGCUCUUUUUUACAAUCCAGAUUAACUGUCACAGACCAGUAUAACUGUGACAAUCACCCGGGUAGAGAAAUCGGUAGAAGACCAAGAGGCAAGUGACAUUUUGAAUUCUUAUUUAUUAUUUUUAUUCUUUUCAUUUAAUAAAGACUCAAUUCAAAUUGUAACUUUACUUUCGGUUAUCUCAGACAUAUCGGUGCAUUUUUUUUUGCAUGAAUAGUUACAAAUAUGUUAACUUCCUUGCUACUUUAUUUGAAUCAUACUACAUAUUACAAAUUUCUGUUACUUAAAUUUGUUUGUAUGUGUUAUACUUGGACACAACCUUUUGGUUAUGAAUAAUGGUGCAUCAGCGCUGUAGUUUAGCAGAAUUUAAACUAACUAUUGUUAUUCCACGACUAUAUUAUAGAUCUAGGAUAGCGGCGCGACCGGCCAUUCUAAAAAAUGGAGCGGAACAGACGCUAUUUUAGUGACGCGGACAUUAAUACAGUUAAUACUAAUAAACACAUAAUUUUUAAAAACUAAAAUAAAUUACUCAAAAUCAAUAAAGUAUUCAUAGAUAGAAAUAAACGGCAUAACUCUUAAGCAAAACAUAUUUGCAAAUGCCAAUAUAAUUCAAUAAAAUAACCUUGCCAUCGUUAAAAAAUUUAAGAGUAAUAUCGUCUAUGGCUGACGCGGUGCUCUCGGGCACGUCAUUCCAAAUCCAAUCCCAUCAGUGCCGGAACGGCACAGCCUAACGCAUUUUUCUUGGUUUUGCUGUUCCGAGCCGAGAUAAUGGCCGGAACGGCCGAGUUUGCUAACAUAUGGUACUGUUAUAUGCAACUGUAGCAGCUAAAUUUGAACUACUAUUUUCUGCGAUCUGCAAUUGCAAUUGACAAUACUGCAUUUCAGUUAUUUUGGUUCAAUAUAGAAAUUUGAACUACUAUUUUUUGGUAUCUGCAAUUGCAAUUGACAAUGCUGCAUUUCAGUUAUGUUGGCUCAAUAUAGAAAUGUGACUGAGUUAUAUGCUGUAGUCCUUUUGACAUAUUUUUUAUAAUUCCGGGAUUAGUCAGUCCAAAAAGGCGACUGAGUGACCUAUUACCUUUUCUGAAAAA